Betta splendens (Siamese fighting fish) is the source of this 1734-nucleotide messenger RNA. RefSeq names its product G2/mitotic-specific cyclin-B2-like. Gene Ontology annotation, biological process: mitotic cell cycle phase transition; regulation of cyclin-dependent protein serine/threonine kinase activity. The transcript has 8 exons. The record is from RefSeq and is a predicted model, not a curated record. Bases 135 to 1310 code for a protein of 391 amino acids. Gene Ontology annotation, molecular function: cyclin-dependent protein serine/threonine kinase regulator activity. Gene Ontology annotation, cellular component: cyclin-dependent protein kinase holoenzyme complex; cytoplasm; nucleus. NCBI's taxonomy places the organism in Eukaryota, Metazoa, Chordata, Actinopteri, Anabantiformes, Osphronemidae.
UCAGAUUUGACAGAGCGCUAUUUGAACGCUGCUGCUGUUGCUGUAGUUUACGUGUUGCUACCGGUGUUUGUUGGCAAUAGACGAAAUCAAUUUUCUCAAGCCAUCGUGUAAUCUCACUGCUGUUGACGUCAAACAUGUCUGUGGACACUCGGGCGCUGUCUCUUCCAUCCCUCCUUAACCCAGGUAAGGGAAAGCCCGCGGCAGCAAAAGCGAGAGCUGUUCUCGGAGAGCUCACCAACUUUCCCGGCGUUACAGUCAAUACACAGAUGUGUGGAGCAGCCAAAGCAUCAACCAAGUCCUCCGGUGUCCAAAUAGCAAAGCCUGCAGUAAAGCUUGUGCCUGUAGUCAGAGUUGUCCCACUUCAAGCACCUGCAGCUCUUCCUCCAGUCUCCGAGGAAUCUGCCGACGUGUCCAUGGAUGAGCAGGAACUGUGCCAAGCUUUCUCUGAGGCUCUGCUUGAUGUUCAAGAUGUCGAUGAGGAAGACUCAGACCAGCCACAGCUCUGUUCAGAAUAUGUCAAAGACAUCUAUAACUAUCUGCAUGUCCUGGAGGUCCAGCAGGCUGUGCAAGCGAAUUACAUGCAGGGCUAUGAAAUAACGGAACACAUGCGAGCUGUUCUCAUCAACUGGCUGGUCCAGGUUCACUCCAGGUUUCAGCUGCUGCAGGAGACCCUGUACCUCACGGUUGCCGUCCUGGAUCGGUUUCUGCAGGUCCAACCAGUUUCCCGCAGAAAGCUGCAGCUGGUUGGUGUGACUGCUAUGCUGGUGGCCUGUAAGUAUGAAGAGAUGUACGCGCCAGAGGUUGGUGACUUCGCCUACAUGACGGACAACGCCUUUUCAAAGUCUCAGAUCAUUACAAUGGAGCAAAUUAUUUUGAAGAAGCUUAAUUUCCAACUGGGUCGUCCUCUUCCAUUGCACUUCCUUAGACGGGCUUCGAAGGUGGCUAACUCUGAUGUCGAGAGACACACACUGGCAAAGUACAUGAUGGAACUGACCCUCCUGGAUUAUCACAUGGUGCACUAUCGGCCCUCUGAAAUCGCUGCUGCUUCUCUGUGUCUGUCUCAGUUGCUGUUAGAUGGCCUGAGAUGGUCCCCAACACAGCAACACUACUCAACCUAUGAUGAGGCCCACUUGAAACCAAUCAUGCAGCACAUUGCCAAAAACAUUGUGACUAUAAAUGAGGGGAAAACAAAGUUCCUGGCUGUGAAGAACAAAUACUCGAGCAGCAAGCUGAUGAAAAUAAGCCUCAUUCCGCAGCUGAAUUCCUCAGUUGUAAAGAACAUGGCAGCUCCUUUGCUCAGCAGUUCUUGAGGAACGCAGUCUGACAUUUCACUUGCACUUUAUCUUCAACUGAUGGCUGUGGAGAAACUCCUAGUUUUAUUUUUUGGGGUUGUGUGUGUUUUUUUUUUUUUUUUUUUUUUUUUUUUUGUACAAUGAUAGAAGGCAAAGUUCCAAACUUGAUACCUGGAUAAUUAUCAUAGUGGUUAAAUUUUUUAUUUUUUUUUUCUCCUCCCUUGACUUGUUGUACAGCUGGAUUGUGCUAAACUUGAAUGUUCUUUGUAAGUGGAGAGAGUGCUGUAGCUUUAUUGACUCAUUGGGUUAAGUUGUAAUUUAUGCUUAAUCCUUAACAGUCUCAUAGUACAGGUUUGCUUGCGUUUGCAAUGUGGAAGCUCUUAUUCAGUUUUAAAAACUCGAAAUAAACAUCAUUGGGGCUUUGAGCUCCCUUUUUUUCUAA